UACAGCUCUGCCCGUUUCCUCCAGCUUCAAGAAAUGGAUGAGAAAAGCCUCCCCUCCAGCUCCCCUCCUUCCUGGGAUCUUUCGCUAAUUAACCGGUGUGGCUGCUACCACGCUUACCCUCCUCCAGUCAGCCCAGCCCAGAAACUCGUCUUCAACAGAGUGAAUGGCAAGAGGCCACAGGUGCUGCCGCAGCAGGUCUCGGCGCCUGAGGAGUGCUACACGCUGGCCCAUGAGGAGAACGUCCGCUUCGUCUAUGAAGCCUGGCAGCAGGUAGAGCAGCAGCUGGACGGCAGCCGGAGCGGGGAGAGCACCUGCGGCCCUGUGCAGUACAUAGAGAAAACCCCCAACCCCGGACUGAAAAACUUUGUUCCCAUCGACCUGGAGGAGUGGUGGGCACAGCAAUUUCUGGCCAAAAUCGAAAACUGCUCAUAAAAGGGAAGAAAGGUUUGGGGGUUGGGUUUUUUUUGAGAGACAAAGCUGAGAGCAUCUGGUCAGAACCCAGAAUCGGUGGCAUUUUAGAACGACGUUUUUAAAAGAUGACCGAAAUCAAGUGACCCACGCUGCCAGGCCAGCGGGACCGGACCACAGCCAUGCCUGGCCGCGUGCCCCUUCCCUGCACCCAGCGUGGAGGAGCAGCAGGCAGCCCCAGCCAGGAUUCCUUAAGUGCCAGUUCUCGGACCGCUGCAGCUCCGGGAGCCGCCAGCUCCCAGGGACACUGUGGUGCCAUGCUGGGGACAAGGGAGCGGAUCCCUCCUCUGCGGCCGUAGCCACGGGGAGGACAGCGGGGUGCUGUAGCAGGACCGCCAGACAAUAAAGUGCUGAAACUGCCAGUG
Pygoscelis adeliae (Adelie penguin) is the source of this 833-nucleotide messenger RNA. It is a transcript of the gene MCRIP2, whose product is annotated as family with sequence similarity 195, member A. The transcript has 5 exons. The coding region runs from base 34 to 432 and encodes 132 amino acids. Lineage: Eukaryota; Metazoa; Chordata; Aves; Sphenisciformes; Spheniscidae. The record is from RefSeq and is a predicted model, not a curated record.